AGAAGAUGGUGUUACGUUUAAUGUACCUAGUGCUACAAAAAUUGGAAUAACAUAUAUAGUUAAUCCAACUAUUGGAAUUUGUUUAUGCUUUGCCAGUAUUUCAGGAGCUCCAUGCAAACAUCAAACUGCUAUUACUAUAAAAUUUCAAGAAGAAAUGUCUAAUUUUGUUGAUACUUUUACAAUUAAUGACCAAAUAGAUUAUUUUUAUAUUGUGACUA
This is a messenger RNA of Cetraspora pellucida, 218 nucleotides long. NCBI's taxonomy places the organism in Eukaryota, Fungi, Glomeromycota, Glomeromycetes, Diversisporales, Gigasporaceae. The record is from the annotation of a GenBank genome assembly.